Alternaria atra is the source of this 1347-nucleotide messenger RNA. RefSeq lists its product as uncharacterized. Bases 1 to 1347 code for a protein of 448 amino acids. Gene Ontology annotation, molecular function: saccharopine oxidase activity; flavin adenine dinucleotide binding; sarcosine oxidase activity. The transcript is spliced from 2 exons. The record is from RefSeq and is a predicted model, not a curated record. NCBI's taxonomy places the organism in Eukaryota, Fungi, Ascomycota, Dothideomycetes, Pleosporales, Pleosporaceae.
AUGUCAGACAACGAGCCGACAGUACUUAUCUUAGGCGCUGGUACCUUUGGCGCGUCAACUGCGUACCAUCUGAGCAGACAGUACAAGGAUCCAUCGCGGAUUACUAUCAUCGACCGCUGGAACACCAAUGCAUCGCUUGGACAAAAGCAGGCAGCAGCCAUCGACACCAAUCGUAUUAUCCGUACCGAUUACGAGUCCCACCUUUACUGCAACCUCGCCAAUGAAGCUAUCCAUUUCUGGUUUUGGAGCAUAGCAGUCCAGGGUCACUUUCACAAAACUGGUUGGGUCGUCUUAGACAAGAAAGAUGGUGGUUUUGGUGAUGCGAUAAGAAAGACGUUCUGUGAACGAGGAGGUGACUACACGCAUGAUUUGCCAGCUGAAGAGUUGGACAAGUACUCUGUGACGAAAGGCAUCAAGAGCGAACGAUACGGAAAAGGCUAUUUCAAUCGUGAAGCGGGAUGGUGCGAUGCGGAAAGAGCAACCCAGAGCUUCACCAAGGUUGCACUAGAGUCGGGCGUCAAAAGAGUGACUGGAGACGUGCAAGAGCUAUUACUCAGCGCCGACAAAAGUCGCCUCGCAGGUGUUAAAUUGAGAGAUGGUCAAGUUCUGAGAGCCGACAAGAUUGUGUUAGCAGCGGGAGCAUGGACAAGUUCUCUGAUGUCGCCAAUCGAAGAUGCUUUGAAAAUCCAGGAGCAAGACUGCAUCGAGCGCCAGAUCACCGCUGUGGGACGGGUGUCUGCGUACUAUACACUGAACGAACAAGAAACCCAAAGCAUGAUCGACGAAGAAGUACCCGUGAUCGUUAUUGGUGGAGAAGUCGACAUCAUCCCACCUUCGCAGCCAAACCGAACGCUGAAGAUCAAUGAUCUCAAGACGGAGAUCGUUAAUAGAGUCACUACGCCUUCUGGACAUACCAUUACCGUGCCAUCACGAAGAAACCAAAACGACGUUCCAGAGAGGCUAAAGCGGGAAAGUUCACAGAUAAUGCACAACGCCAUGCCCGAGUGGACGCGCAGCAGGCAACCAGACCGCUGGCGAAUCUGUUACGACGCUGUCACACCCACUGAAGACUGGCUCAUGUGUCAGCAUCCUCAUAAACAGCUCGCCAACUUGUAUCUCGCAGUUGGUGGCAGCUUCCACUCGUACAAAUUCCUUCCCGUCGCCGGCAACUAUAUGUGUAAUGUACUGCUAGGCAAGAGCAAUGGUCAGGAGAAGGAUACCGCUUGGAAAUGGAAAAGCGCGGAAGAACUACAGUGUCGCAAGGGUAAGGAGUUUGGCGAGAGCCCGAGGAACUGUGAUAAGAAGGAUUUGAGUGAGUAUGAAGAGGUUGUAGCCUCGAAGUUAUAA